AUGGAACAAGAUGUUAUAAAUUUGAAAAACCAUACUACUCAAUAUAAAGUACUGAAAGAUGAAGAGAUAAAACAAAAAGCCAUGAAGACAUAUAUGGAUAGCGAUGAGUAUAAAAAAGAAGUUGAAGCAAAUGUAAAGGCAGAAAAACUUUUACAGUUGCAAAACCAAACCGUACAGUAUGAAAACUUAGCACAAGAAAGUAAAAAUAACGACGCAGCCAUGCAAAAGGCAAUGAAAAGCGCAGAAUAUAUAAAAGCUAAUAAUGACUGGUUAGAUGCCCAAGCCAACGCUAAAGCAGCCCAACUUAUAGGGUCAAUAAGGACAAAAAUACAAGCGGAUGAAGACAGUUCAAAUGAAGCUUUAAUGAAUGCUGACUUUAAGAAUGCCUUCGAAGCUCUUCAUAGUAAGGUGAAACUAGUGAACGACUUCUCAUCUGGAAAGAAACUGAAGUCUGAAGGUUUCGACAAAGAGUUAAGAGAAGUAGCACAAAAUAUGACGAAAAUAACAGAUGCAGCAACGAGACAGGCAGUUCAAAGUGCCUAUGACGCCGUUAGAGCAACUGUUGUGGAAAGUCAAGAAAAAGAGUUACAACAGACCAAAACAGACCUAGUAAAUGCUUUCUUAAAAACGAAAAGUCAGGUAGGACAUUAUGCUGCAGAUGGAACAUAUGUGCCAGCUG
Trichomonas vaginalis G3 is the source of this 679-nucleotide messenger RNA. RefSeq names its product protein of unknown function, DUF4106 family. NCBI's taxonomy places the organism in Eukaryota, Parabasalia, Trichomonadida, Trichomonadidae. The annotation marks the transcript as partial. The transcript has a single exon. The record is from RefSeq and is a predicted model, not a curated record.